CAAGAGCGAUGGUUACCCCGACGCGUUCCACGAAAACAGUUCGCACAUGACUAGAAAACUGAACGGACGUUAGAGUUUUUUGGGCAUUCAUAACAAAAGAUUGAUUUUUUGAUAUAUCAGUCAAUCAUUUUGAGGUUAUACGCAGUUGUCAAAAAGCGCGGGGAAAAUCAUCGGCGGCGCGAAUUUUUUUUUCGCGCCGCGUGGACAAAGGAUUGUGUUGUUGAACGAAACUUUUUUGUGCUCUCCUGAUUCGACUUCGCAAGUGUGUUGGGACCUCUUUAAUCGAAAAGAGCCAACAUGCCAUCUGAAGUGAUAUCGGAGAAGUCCCUCCAGCGAGAGCUGGCGGACUCCAUCAUCAGGAUGGUGCCGCUAGACGAGAUCAGGAUACUCCUGGCUUGUGGAGCCAAGGUCAACGAGCCCGUGACCCAAGGUCUCCGUCCGCUGCACUACGCCAUCUGGCAGCGGCACCUGGAAGCGGCCAGGCUGCUGCUGGUACGUGGAUGUGACGUCAACGCUCGAGACGACUGCGGGUACAGCGCGUUGCAUCUCGCUGCAGAGCAUGGGUAUAAAGAGCUGGUGAAACUACUCCUGGAGAGCGGCGCAGCGGUGGACUACAGGCCAGAUACUGGUGAAGAGUUCCCUCGUACAACGUUGUGCGACGAACCUCUGAGGCUGGCUAUCAGGAACAAGCAUUAUGAGGUAGCCCGUCUCCUGCUAGAGCACGGUGCGGACCCCAACAAGCGCUACUUUUUCGGCUCCGAGAUCAACCUGGUCUCUGAUCCUGAGUACCUGGAGCUGCUGCUGACGUUCGGAGCCAACCCUGACUCCAGGGACCGAGCUGGACUAACGCCGUUGAUGAAGGCUGCUAGGCAGAGGAAGGGCAUGGAUGCUGUCCUGUUGCUGAUCAGCUUCGGCGCCGACGUCAACGCGAUGGCGGACGCGAGGAACGACUACCGCACCGUCAUGCACUACGCUGUGCUGGGUGGCAAUACGGACGUGGUCAAUCUCCUGGUGAAGCAAGGCGCUCGGGUCAACUACCAGUGUCCGAUGGAAGUCAGCAAGCCGAGUCCGCUGGACUUGGCCAUUUUGAAGGGGGACGUGCCGAUGGUGGAACUGCUUUUGUCUGCAGGAGCUCAAGUGAACGCAUCGAGCUCGGUGAUCGGUGCUCCUCUACAUGUGGCCUGCUCCGACAACAUCACGAACAGGACGGAAAUUGUUAAAAUCCUCCUAGAAAGUGGAGCGGACCCGAAUCUGAAGGUAUUCAACGAUGACGACGGCACGCAGCUGCGGCCCGCGCUCGCCGAGUACUUGGCCAGUAACGUCGAGCCCAGCGCGGAGAUUGUGCAUCUACUGCUCAGAUAUGGCGCGAGGGUUAUCAUGAAAACCCAGUUCCGUGACCCUGACGGCAUCCUCAACCACCUCCAGAACGUAACCGCAGAAGAGUACCAGAACAUCUUUUACAUCCUUUUAGAAGCGGCAGAAGCCUUCGACCUUUGCAUGAUAAAAAGAAAUAGCACGCUCACGGCAGUUCAAAAAGAGACCCUAAUAGAAAGAGCUAAGAAACCUAUCUCCUUGCUGGCUCAGACUAGGUUCUUUUUAAGGAAGUACUUUAGGACCGCCCUUGUUGAUAUUGUCCAUGACUUUGAUAUACCAUCAGUUCUCCACCGCUACCUUCUUUUCGAGUGCAGUUAA
Messenger RNA from Ostrinia nubilalis (European corn borer), 1692 nucleotides. Its product is annotated as ankyrin-3-like. The transcript is spliced from 10 exons. The coding region runs from base 298 to 1692 and encodes 464 amino acids. The record is from RefSeq and is a predicted model, not a curated record. Lineage: Eukaryota; Metazoa; Arthropoda; Insecta; Lepidoptera; Crambidae. Gene Ontology annotation, molecular function: protein binding.